Molecule: messenger RNA, 1772 nt
Organism: Vitis vinifera (wine grape)
Lineage: Eukaryota; Viridiplantae; Streptophyta; Magnoliopsida; Vitales; Vitaceae
Product: UDP-glycosyltransferase 89B2
Exons: 1
Coding region: 1-1443 (480 amino acids)
Molecular function (GO): UDP-glycosyltransferase activity
Source: RefSeq, a predicted model, not a curated record
AUGUUGACCACCGCCGCUGCUCACGUCCUCCUCUACCCUUUUUAUAGUUCAGGCCAUAUCAUCCCCAUCCUCGACCUCGCCACUAAAUUACUCAGCCGCGGCCUAGAAGUCACCGUUUUGGUUACACCCUCAAAUCUCCCCUUACUCGAUUCCCUCCUCUCCAAGUACCCUUCUUCUUUUCAAAGCCUGGUUCUUCCCCUACCGGAAUCAGGUCCUGUGUCAGCCAAAAAUCUCCUGUUUAACUUGCGGGCCAUGACUGGAUUAUCUGAUGACAUCAUCCAGUGGUUCCACUCCCACCCUAAUCCGCCUGUGGCCAUCGUAUCUGAUUUUUUCUUGGGUUGGACACACAAAAUUGCCUGUCAGCUGGGCGUGUCACAUAUUGUCUUCUCCCCAUCCGGCGUCUUGGGUCUCUCUGUUGGUUAUGCCGUCUGGCGCGACCGACCCAAGAAUGAUGAACCCGAGAAUCACGAUUUCAUGGUUUCCUUUCCUAGCAUUCCCAAUUCCCCAAGUUACCCAUGGUGGCAGAUCUCUGUGCUGUAUCGCAAUCUUGAGGAUGGAGACCCAGAUAAGGAAUUUUUCAGGAAUUGCAUGUUGGGCAACAUAGCGAGUUGGGGUCUCGUCGUCAACACGUUCACUGAGUUGGAACGAGUUUACAUCGAGGCUAUGAAGAAACUCAUGGGUCACAACCGGGUCUGGGCAGUGGGUCCCUUACUGCCGGCACCUGAGGAUGAUGAUGCAAAACGGGGUGGGUCCAGCGCGGUGCCAUCUCAUAAGGUGCUAUCGUGGCUUGAUCAGUGCGAAAAUGAUUCUGUUGUUUAUAUAUGCUUUGGGAGUCGUACUAGUCUUCCAAAUCAGCAAAUGGUUGUGUUGGCUGCUGCAUUGGAGGCAAGCGGAGUCAAUUUUAUCUGGUGUGUGAGACAACAGGGAAAAGGGGACGUGGCAAGCGAAAGCGGCGUGAUCCCAGAGGGGUUCGAAGAUCGUGUGGGCAACAGAGGUUUUGUGAUAAGGGGGUGGGCCCCGCAGGUGCAGAUACUGAGGCACCGAGCCGUGGGUGCAUUCUUGACUCACUGCGGCUGGAAUUCCACCCUGGAGGGGCUGGCCGCCGGCUUGGUGAUGCUGACGUGGCCAAUGGGCGCUGACCAAUACACCAAUGCUAACUUGUUGGUUAAUGAGGUAGGAGUAGGGAUCCGAGUUGCUGAGGAGACUCGGAGAGUUCCCGAUUCAACUGAGUUGGCUCGGAUAUUAUCAGAGGCAGUGGAUGGAAGCAGGCCGGAGAAGGUUCGAGCCAUGGAACUACGCGACGCAGCCUUGAGCGCAGCCAAUGGAGGCAGCUCUGAUAGAGAUUUAGACGACUUGGUGGAGCGACUCAAGGAGCUGAAAUGUGAAAAGGGCACCAAUGGACAUGUGCAGGGGCAUCCUAUUUCUGGGUCCACCGUCCACUAACGGAGUUUGAUUCCAGUGAACUAGACUCAGCCAAAUAAUUUUAGAUCCAGUUGUGGUGACGCCUUCUAUUCCCGAGCGGCGUCCUAGAUUAUCUUAUUUUUAUAAUAUAGUUUCGGAUCUUCUAAUGUUAUGUCGAGUGCAAACUGAAAGUCCAAACUUCUAGGAUGUUGAAGGGGGUACUCUCAUGAUGCCUGAUAAUUUGAAUUUUUGGAAAAACAAUUGUCAAAGUAAAGAGGUGAUGAAAAGAAAGAAUGAUUGUGAAGGGUGAAAGACGGUUGGAAGGAAAGUUUUACUAUACAAUUAAAAAAUUCUAUUAUUUUUCCUGUAAA